AUGUGUAAUCUAACAUGGACACCGUUGAGGAUGGCAGAGAUUGUUGAGGAGAUGGCAAACGGAUUCAACAUCCAAAAGUUCUCGGUGAUGGGCCACUCCUGUGGAGCCAUCUACGCCAUGGCUUGUGCGCUCCGCCUCAAAGCACGAAUCGUCGGCACCGUCUGGCUGAUGUCGCCCUGGGUGCAUCUGACGCUCGCUAAACGCAUGAAGUGGAUCAAACACGUCCCGACAACUCUCCUCAAAUCCUCCCAAAGUACGGCCAGUCUGUUGUACAAGUCGCUCUCAGUUGCUGCCAAGGAACCCCCCUCGAAAUCGGACCCCAAUAUCUUGAACUAUGAUCGGGAGAAGCUUGUCACGGCCAUGUUGGAGGAUAAUAUGGCAGAGAGUCUGGAGGGUGCCAAUAAUGACUUGAUGGUUUGUUUGGAGUUGUAUCAUUCUUUCGGGUUCAGUUAUAAGGAUGUUACCCUUCCAGUUCACGUCUUCUGGGGUACCAAGGAUGCUGUGAUUUCAAGGGAGGCAGUGGACUGGAUGGAACAGCGACUAUCACAAUGCACACUCAGCAUCAUCGAAGGCGGAACCCACGGCCUCCUUUGGCGCGCCGACGUCGUCUCACAGAUCUUCAAGGGCAUUGCGUCUUCUUGGAAACUCGCCGAGUUUGAACGGUCGCUGUCGCAGCGUUGGUCGAUCAAACAGUUGGGGUUGAAUGGCGGUGGGCAUAGUAAUCGCCAUUUCACAUAUAGGAGUAGUGCUUAUUCUGCGACGGGACAGCUGCAGCAGGCGAUUCAGACUAGUAAUAUCUAUGAGACAGCUACUUCCAGUGCUGCGGCUGCGGGUUCGACGGUGACGAGCCCGGUGUCGUCGGUGGCGACGGCGACGGCACAGGUUGCGGUGGUUGCAGUUGCAACGGCACAACAGCGGUCUGUGCAUCCGCAUGCUGCUGAGGAGACUGAGGUUCCUGUUGUUGUUGCGUCGGCGACUGCUACCGUUUCUAAUUAA
This is a messenger RNA of Linnemannia hyalina, 996 nucleotides long. NCBI's taxonomy places the organism in Eukaryota, Fungi, Mortierellomycota, Mortierellomycetes, Mortierellales, Mortierellaceae. The record is from the annotation of a GenBank genome assembly.